This is a messenger RNA of Ictidomys tridecemlineatus (thirteen-lined ground squirrel), 4564 nucleotides long. The record is from RefSeq and is a predicted model, not a curated record. Lineage: Eukaryota; Metazoa; Chordata; Mammalia; Rodentia; Sciuridae.
CAGCGCCCCUCCCCGCCCGCCCUGCGACGGCCAGCGGCUCCCAGCCGCUCCCGCUGGAGCCUGGGGCUCGGCCGCGACCCUCGCCAGCCUCAGACGCUCGGUCCUCCUCCCCACCAGGACGGCGGACAGACGGGGUCCCCGAGGCAGGAAGAGAGCAGCAGAGGGACACAGAGCUCCGAGGUCAUCCUGUGCUCCAUGUUUCCCAGAGCUGGAAGGGAGCCCAUGGGGAAGUCCCUCCUGCUGUGUCCACUCCAUCGGCCCCACUUGCUGCUUUCUAUGGACGGUAGUGCUUUUGCUGCACGGCCUGUAAUCCCAGGCUCUACAUCCCCAGUGCUGGGAUCUCCCUGGACAUCCUCUGCCCACCCACUCCUCCCUGCCAGGUUCCUACCAGGCCGCUGCCCCAUCUGAAAUCCGUGGGCCCCACCGGGCUCUGCAAUGUUGCCACCUCUGCGGACCCUCCUUCUCCUGGCCCUAGGCCUGGGACUGGCCAGGACGCUCAGCUCCAGUGAUCCCAAUGCCUGCAGCUUCUGGGAAAGCUUCACUACGACCACCAAGGAGUCGCACUCCCGCCCGUUCAGCCUCCACCCCUCGGAGCCCUGCGACAGGCCCUGGGAGCGCCCCCAAACCUGCUCCCAGCCCACGGUCGUCUACCGGACUGUGUACCGGCAGGUGGUCAAGAUGGGCCACCGCCCGCGCCUGCAGUGCUGCCAGGGCUUCUACGAGAGCAGCGGGAUCUGUGUCCCGCUCUGUGCCCAGGAGUGUGUCCAUGGCCGCUGUGUGGCGCCCAACCAGUGCCAGUGUGCACCAGGCUGGAGGGGUGACGAUUGCUCCAGCGAGUGUGGCCCCGCGGUGUGGGGGCCUCGGUGUGAUAAGCCCUGCGGCUGUGGCAACAGCAGCUCCUGUAACCCCAAGAGCGGGGUAUGUUCUUGCCCACCUGGCCUGCAGCCUCCCAACUGCCUUCGGCCUUGUGCCCCUGGCUACUAUGGCCCUGCCUGCCGGUUCAGCUGCCAGUGUCACGGGGCACCCUGCAAUCCCCAGACCGGAGCCUGCUUCUGCCCUCCAGGGAGAACAGGGCCCAGCUGUGAUGUGUCCUGUCCCCAGGGCACGGCUGGCUUCUUCUGUCCCAGCACCUCUCCUUGCCAAAAUGGGGGUAUCUUCCAGGACCCCCAGGGCUCCUGCAGCUGCCCACCUGGCUGGAUGGGCAUCAUCUGCUCCCUGCCCUGCCCAGAGGGCUUUCAUGGACCCAACUGCUCCCAGGAAUGUCUCUGCCACAAUGGUGGCCUCUGCGACCGAUUUACUGGACAGUGCCGCUGCGCUCCAGGCUACACAGGGGAUCGGUGCCAGGAGGAGUGCCCAGUGGGCCGCUUUGGCCAGGACUGUGCUGAAACGUGCGACUGCGCCUCAGGCGCCCGCUGCUUCCCGGCCAACGGCGCGUGCCUGUGCGAGCACGGCUUCACCGGGGACCGCUGUGAGGAGCGCCUCUGUCCCGACGGCCGGUACGGCCUCGGAUGUCAGUCAUCCUGCACCUGCGACCCGGAGCACAGUCUCAGCUGCCACCCGAUGCACGGGGAGUGCUCCUGCCGCCCGGGCUGGGCCGGCCUCCACUGCAACGAGAGCUGCCCGCAGGACACGCACGGGCCGGGUUGCCAGGAGCACUGCCUCUGCCUGCACGGCGGCGUCUGCCUGGCCGACAGCGGCCUCUGUCAGGGGCCUCACUGCGCCAGCCUCUGUCCUCCCGACACUUAUGGGUUCAACUGCUCCUCGCGCUGCUCCUGCGAAAACGCCAUCGCCUGCUCACCCCUCGACGGCUCCUGCAUCUGCAAGGAAGGUUGGCAGCGUGGGAACUGUUCUGUGCCCUGCCCACCUGGAUCCUGGGGCUUCAACUGCAAUGCCAGCUGCCAGUGUGCCCAUGAUGGAGUCUGUAGCCCCCAAACUGGUGCCUGUACCUGCACCCCUGGGUGGCACGGGGCCCGCUGCCAGCUGCCCUGCCCGAAGGGGCAGUUUGGCAAAGGUUGUGCCAGUCACUGUGACUGUGACCAUUCUGAUGGCUGUGACCCGGUCCAUGGACACUGCCAAUGCCAGGCUGGCUGGAUGGGUAACCGCUGCCACCUGCCCUGCCCUGAGGGCUUCUGGGGAGCCAACUGCAGCAAUACCUGCACCUGCAAGAAUGGAGGCACCUGUGUCCCUGAAAGUGGCAGUUGUGUGUGUGCCCCUGGAUUUCGAGGCCCCUCCUGCCAGAGACCCUGCCCACCUGGCCGCUAUGGCAAACGCUGCGUACCCUGCAAAUGUAAUAACCACUCCUCCUGCCACCCCUCGGAUGGGACCUGCUACUGCCUGGCUGGCUGGACGGGCCCUGACUGCUCCCAGCUAUGCCCCCUAGGCCACUGGGGAACCAACUGUGCCCAGGCCUGCCAGUGUCACCACGGUGGGACCUGCCACCCCCAGAAUGGAAGCUGCAUCUGUGCCCCAGGCUGGACCGGACUCCAUUGCUUGGAAGGCUGCCCCCCAGGGAUGUUUGGUGCCAACUGCUCCCAGCCAUGCCAGUGUGGUCCAGGAGAGAGGUGCCACCCAGAGACUGGCGCCUGUGUGUGUCCCCCAGGGCACAGUGGUGCACCGUGCAGGAUUGGGAGCCAGGAGCCCUUCACCAUGAUGCCUACCUCCCCUGUGGCCUAUAACUCACUGGGCGCCGUGAUCGGCAUUGCAGUGCUGGGCACCCUGGUAGUGGCCCUGGUGGCACUGUUCAUUGGCUACCGCCAUUGGCAAAAGGGCAAGGAGCACCAGCACCUGGCGGUGGCCUACAGCACUGGACGGCUGGAUGGCUCCGACUAUGUCAUGCCAGAUAUCCCUCCAAGCUACAGUCACUACUACUCCAACCCCAGCUACCACACCCUGUCCCAGUGCUCUCCGCAUCCCCCGCCCCCUAACAAGGUUCCAGGCAGUCAGCUCUUCGCCAGCCUCCAGGGACCCGAGCGGCCAGGUGGAGCCCACGGGCAUGACAACCACACCACCCUGCCUGCUGACUGGAAGCACCGGCCUCUGGACAGGGGUGGCAGUCGCCUGGAUCGAAGUUACAGCUACAGCCACGGUAACGGCACAGGCCCCUUCUACAAUAAAGGGCCCAUCUCUGAAGAACAGCUGGGGGCCAGCAGGGCUUCUCUGAGCAGUGAGAACCCCUAUGCCACCAUCCGGGAUCUGCCCGGCCUGCCAGGGGGCCCCCGGGAGAGCAGCUACGUGGAGAUGAAAGGCCCUCCCUCAGGGUCUCCCCCCAGGCCUCUCCAGCUCCGGGACAGCCAGAGGCGGCGGCACCCACAGCCACAGAGAGACAGUGGCACCUACGAACAGCCCAGCCCCCUGACCCACGAUCAAGACUCCGUGGGCUCCCUGCCCCCACUUCCUCCAGGUCUGCCCCCCGGCCACUACGACUCACCCAAGAACAGCCACAUCCCCGGACACUAUGACUUGCCUCCAGUACGACACCCCCCAUCACCCCCACUCUGGCGCCAGGAUCGCUGAGAAGCCAAGAUGGUAUGGCAGAGGCCAGCACACCUGACCCUUGCUGCCCAAGGCAGGGACAGCCCUCUGAACCCUGCCAGGAGCAGGGAGUGGACUGGCAGGCCAUGGCGUCGAACACUUAAUGAAGGAAGUGAAUGGCGAGGCAGGAGCCUCCCUCCCAGGUCCCAUCGGGGAGACGCUGUUUGGCAGGAUGCCUGGUCCCUUUCCCCCUGCUGCUGCUCUGCAAGGCCUCAGGGCCUGUGGACAUAAAUUGGUGGGUUGAAUGUCGUUGGGUGACUCUGAUUUCAAAAACAGGUAUUGAGUAUCAUUUCUGUGCACACGUGGGCUGGGCUCUGUGUGUGUGUGUGUGUGUGUGUGUGUGUGUGUGUGUGUGGCUUCACAGGGGUACCACUCCUACCCCGGGGUCCUGCCCUCAGGCACUCACCAUGUGGCCAGCAGGCAGCCACCCCCCAUUAGCGCCAACAGAAGCCUUGCUGCUGGCUCCUGGCAUUCACUGGGUGGUUCCUCCAUCCUGCUGCAGAAGUACAAGCAGGUGGGCCACUCCUCACCCGCAAGUCGUCAUGUCUUCCUGGGUGAACCUCUGUUUUUUGAGUCAGAAUCAGAGCUUUGGAAGGCCUCAAAGGUCCUGCUGCCUGGCCUGUCCCUUCAGCCUCACCCAGAACUGUGCCCACGGUGGUGGCUCUCCUCCAGUUACACCUUUAGGUCUGCUGUCUGCCGUGCCCCGUUCCACCCCAGGGGAUGGCACACCUGCAUGCUUUUCUUCCCCCACCUCUUGGCUCCUACUUCUCCUUCACACUCCACCCAGCCCUGGUCUCUCUCCUUUAGAGCAUUGAUGGCAACAGUCUUCAUUCUCCAGGUACCAGCAGAAGGCUUCCAGGGUGCCAAGCACCCUGUUAUUUCUUAAUGUGUUAUUUCCUCAUAUGGUUAUUGGAUUAAUUUCUGCCUUCCUCACAAGACUGUAAGCUCUCUGAAGGCAAGAUUCUUGUUUAUGCUCUAUAUUGGGUCCCCUUGGCACAUAGUAGACACUCAAUAAAUGAUUCCCUUUGACUGA